AACAAUGACGGUUUAAGACCUGCGACUCGACGCAAUCAUGAACGAUAACUACAAGAGACAGUCAAACGAGCGCGAAAUGCGCGACCAAAACUCGCUUGGGUCGGAUGGAAGCCGUCAGCCUAACAAAUAUGACGAACCACCGAACUCAAGACUGUUUAUAGUUUGUGGUAAAUCGAUCAAUGAGGACGAUUUUAAAGAGGCUUUCGAGCCAUAUGGAGAAAUCGAAGAGAUUUGGGUUCUCAAGGACAAGGUUACGAAUGAACCCAAAGGAGUGACCUACAUAAAGUUCUCUAAAACCUCCGAGGCUGCGCUGGCCAUGGAGGAAAUGAACGGACGUUGUAUAGGAACCCAUCCUCGGCCCCUUAAGGUGUUGAUCGCCCAUUCUAGGGACCAAGGGUCUAGACGAGAGAUGAACGAAGACGAACGACUUGUUCGACUUUUUGUUGUAGUUCCUAAAAGCACUGGAGAGAAUGAUCUAAAAGAUCAUUUUAAUCAGUUUGGAGAUGUUGAUUAUGUGAGUAUAGUGCGGGAUAGGACGACUAAAGAGAGUAAAGGAUUUGCAUAUAUUAAAUAUCAUAGAAUGUCACACGCGGCGAAAGCUUUCGAGGCGUGUGAUCGAAGUUAUAAACCAGUAUUUGCCGAUCCUAAGCCUCAGAAAUCAGGAUAUCACGACUGUGGAGACAGGAUGGCGGGUCCUGGAAGUACAACCAGUGCUAGCACUACUGCCAGCGUGUCGGCAGGUUACGACAUGCUCACGUACAUGGACACGUCGCACAGUAAUCCCGAGGGAAAUUGUCGCCUGUCGGUUGUUGUUAGCAGCACAAUAAACCAGGAUCAGCUGUGGAGAUUGUUUGAUCUUGUUCCUGGUUUAGAUUACUGUGAGUUGAAGCGAGGUGAGGGGAGAGGAGGUAGAGAUAGGUCUGGUAAAGCUGUUGGAACUGUUGUAUUUAACAAUCCUCAAUCUGCAACCUAUGCCAAGGAGAAACUGCACGGGUUCGAAUAUCCUCCAGGACACAGACUCAUUGUCAAGUUCGAGGACACGCCUAACCACGGAUACAAUCCUGUUCCUCUCACAUACAAUAUACACAUGGCCCGCCCUCAAGGGUUUAUUGGCCCUCCCCCCGGCCAUCCUGCAGCUUAUGCUUUGGGCCCAAGGAUGCCCCCGCCGGGCCCUCCACCAGUGCGGCCAGGUAUCCCUACCGAUCUACAAUCUCUAGCUGACAGUAUAGCACAGGCCACCUCCCUUAUACAGGCAGCUGGGUAUACGAACAACCACCAGGGAAACAGUGUACCAGAGACCUACGACCCUUCCUACUGCUCCGUCAAGCUCCCCCCUCCCCAACCCCUCGCCCCCACCGACUCCCCUGUAGCAGAACGGCUGUUCAUCGUCUGCACUCCGUACAAUCCAGUCAUCUAUAUCUUGAAGGACGUAUUCGGCAGGUUCGGUAAUCUUAUCGAUAUCUACCUGCUGGCCGGGAAAACCUGUGGGUACGCAAAGUAUGCGAGCAAGGAGAGUGCUGAGAAGGCGGUGUCUGCCCUGCAUGGACAGGAAGUUUGUGGGAACCGACUCAAGGUUAUGUUAGCUGAUCCCCAGGAUCCUAAACCUCAAACAGCAGAUGUGAUGACUAGGCAGUAAUCAGUAUUGUUGUAAUCUGAGAAUAUAUAUGUUAGUUUUAUCUAUUUUCUGAAAAUGGCAAGAUUUGAGUCA
Eurytemora carolleeae is the source of this 1708-nucleotide messenger RNA. RefSeq names its product RNA-binding protein 45. Gene Ontology annotation, molecular function: RNA binding. The coding region runs from base 38 to 1636 and encodes 532 amino acids. The record is from RefSeq and is a predicted model, not a curated record. The transcript is spliced from 2 exons. NCBI's taxonomy places the organism in Eukaryota, Metazoa, Arthropoda, Copepoda, Calanoida, Temoridae.